Molecule: messenger RNA, 2343 nt
Organism: Lathyrus oleraceus (garden pea)
Lineage: Eukaryota; Viridiplantae; Streptophyta; Magnoliopsida; Fabales; Fabaceae
Product: folate-biopterin transporter 1, chloroplastic
Exons: 9
Coding region: 137-1789 (550 amino acids)
Cellular component (GO): membrane
Source: RefSeq, a predicted model, not a curated record
AAAACCAACUCUGUGAAUGACUUGAGCUUCAGCGAGGGAACAGAAUACCUGAUGACUAAACACUUAGCAAUAAAAAAUCACCACCAAUGUUUGAAAUAUUUAGCUCCUUAAUUUUAUUUCAAUAAUUAUUAAAAAAAUGACUUGUGUUUAUUUUUUCUCUUUAAUACCGUUAAUACCCUCCAAAUUUCCCAAUUCCUACUACACCUCCAACCUACACCCCUCACCGAUCGUCGCUCUUUCACCGCAAUACCGCCGGAGAACGCAUCGGAAGCUGACGGGAACUGAAAUGUCCGGCACCGUUCCGAGAUCGGCAUCAGCUUUCCGACUCAGCACCGAUGAAAACGACUUAUUAUUAGGUUCUCGUACAGGUGCAGGAAAAGGCGAUACAUUAACAACUGAGACAGAUGUAGAGGCUUCCUCCACUAGUAAAACUGUUAUUCGGAAGAACAGAUACAGUACAUUGUUUGGGAUUGAUCUAUCCCCAGAUACUGUUGCUGUUGCUAUGGUAUACUUUGUUCAAGGUGUUUUAGGACUUGCUAGGUUGGCUGUCAGCUUUUAUUUAAAGGAUGGUUUGCAUCUGGAUCCUGCUGAGGCAGCUGUGAUUUCUGGUAUUUCUGCGUUUCCAUGGCUUGUCAAACCUCUGUACGGUUUUAUUAGCGAUUCUAUCCCCCUUUUUGGUUACCGGAGAAGGUCAUACCUAGUUUUAUCAGGGCUGCUUGGUGCACUCUCAUGGAGUCUGAUGGCUACUUCUGUUGACAACAAAUAUAGUGCUGCUAUUUGCAUACUUCUCGGAUCUCUCUCUGUUGCUUUCUCAGAUGUUGUUGUAGAUUCAAUGGUUGUGGAAAGGGCGCGUGGUGAGUCACAAAGCACUUCGGGAUCUCUUCAGUCUUUAUGUUGGGGUUCUUCAGCUUUUGGUGGAAUUGUGAGCUCAUACUUCAGUGGGUCUUUGCUGGAGGCAUAUGGAGCAAGGUUUGUUUUUGGUGUCACGGCAUUGCUUCCAUUGUUAACAUCUGCAGUUGCUGUUCUUGUAAAAGAACAGCCUACGCUUGGUACAGCGACAGGGCAGGCUUUUUCAUUUCCCCAGCCCGAGUUUUUGGAAAGUUCAAAACAGAGCAUUAUUCAGCUGUGGGUUUCUGUACGACAACCCAGUAUUUUUCUUCCCACGUUAUUUAUUUUCUUGUGGCAAGCAACCCCGCAGUCUGACUCUGCUAUGUUCUACUUUAACACAAACUCUCUUGGUUUUACCCCCGAGUUUUUAGGACGUGUCAAGCUCGUUACCUCGAUUGCAUCUCUGCUUGGUGUUGGACUUUAUAAUGGAUUUCUGAAGAAUGUUCCUCUGCGUAAAAUAUUUCUCUGGACUACCAUUUUUGGUUCCGCGCUUGGAAUGACACAGGUUUUCCUGGUUACUGGACUAAACCGGAAGUUUGGAAUAAGCGAUGAGUGGUUCGCAAUUGGUGAUUCAUUAAUUCUCACGGUUUUGAGCCAGGCUUCUUUCAUGCCCGUUCUUGUGUUAGCAGCAAGAUUAUGUCCUGAGGGGAUGGAGGCAACUCUUUUCGCAACUCUCAUGUCUGUAUCUAAUGGAGGGAGUGUUCUUGGAGGAUUGAUAGGUGCAGGCCUGACUCAAGUAUUUGGAAUUACUAAGGACAAAUUUGAUAACUUGGCAGCUUUGAUAAUCCUCUGCAAUCUUAGCUCAUUAUUGCCUCUGCCACUUCUCGGUCUUCUCCCCGGCGACAACCCUGAUGAUAAUCUGAAGGAUGACGAUUCUGAAAUUGAAAUGAAGCGUAAUUGAUCCUAGUUGUUUUUUGCUGACCUUCCUAGGGGUUGUCUGUCUUAGCCAUGUUUUGCUCUUAAUGCUUGCAGAUCAAAAAGACAUCACUUCCACGUGCAGAUAGAGAGUCUUGUUGUAUAUAGUAUGAUGCUAAAGUUGUCACCAGGGCCUUGUUCCAAACCUUCUCGAUUAGAUGUUUUAGAAACACAAGAUCGAAGUUCACUUCAAAACAUUUGGUUGUAGCGAAAGUACCAUGUUAUAUCCUUGAGACAAUGCUGUACAAUAUGCUCCGGAUUGACAGAAGACGAUGCUAGGCACCAAUGACAAGGUUUCUAUUCACGGGCUAAUUUUGUAAGUUUGUAGAGUACUUUUUCGCUUUUGUUUAAUCUUUUGGCCUUUUACUUCUUUGUAAGGACUAAAGGUUUGUAUUUAAUAGCCAAUAAUCUUCCAUUAAGGCUUCUCUGUCAUGUUUCUCCAAGCUAAGUAGAUAACAGGCUACAUGUUUUCGUUGUAUUGAAAGGAACAGCUACUUAUUAGUCUAAAUAGGAACAUAAUCCUAGCAUAAUUUCAAAAGA